CACAAGCUGAGCAACAUUUGUUUACAUUGAUGUUGGGCUAUAUGAUAGUGCAGGCAGUGUCAUGACGGAUUACUAAGCGGACAGAUUUUUUUUCCUUUUUUUUUUUCCUUUUUCAUAGUCUGGAAGUUAAGGCUGGAAUUUGUGAGCCGCCAUGGAGUGCAUCGGAAAGGUGACACCCCACCUGAUGAUGGCUGUGGGGACAGCUGUGAUUGGCUCUCUUCAGUUUGGCUACAACACUGGUGUCAUCAACGCUCCGCAAAGUAUCAUCGAGAGGUUCUACAACGAGACAUGGAGCGACAGGUAUUCAGAGCCCAUCCCUCAGGGCACUCUAACAGCUCUAUGGUCGCUCUCCGUGGCCAUCUUCUCCGUGGGAGGAAUGUUCGGCUCCUUCUCCGUCGGCCUCUUCGUCAACCGCUUCGGCAGGAAGAACUCCAUGCUCAUGGCCAACGUGCUCGCCUUCAUCUCUGCUGCAUUCAUGGGCUUCUCCAAGCUGGCCGUUUCCUUUGAGAUGCUCAUCGUCGGACGUUUCGUUGUCGGCCUCUACUCUGGACUCUCCACCGGCUUUGUGCCCAUGUAUGUGGAGGAAAUCUCACCCACCUCUCUGCGCGGAGCAUUAGGAACGCUGCACCAGCUUGGUGUAGUCAUUGGUAUUCUCAUGGCACAGAUUUUUGGGAUUGAAUCCAUCAUGGGGAAUGCCUCUCUGUGGCCUCUCCUGUUGAGCUUUACCGUGCUCCCAGCUGUUCUGCAGUGUAUCCUGCUGCCUCUCUGUCCAGAGAGCCCCCGAUACCUCCUUAUCAACUGCAAUGAGGAGAGCAAAGCACACAGUGUGUUGAUGAAGCUGCGUGGCACCGAUGACGUGAGUGAGGACAUGCAGGAGAUGAAGGAGGAGAGCCAGAAGAUGAUGAGGGAGAAGAAGGUGACCAUCCCCGAGCUGUUCCGCUCCUCCAUGUACCGCCAGCCCAUCUUUGUUGCCAUCAUGCUGCAGCUGUCUCAGCAGCUGUCUGGUAUCAACGCUGUGUUUUACUACUCCACCGGGAUCUUUGAGCGAGCUGGUGUGUCCCAACCCGUCUACGCAACCAUUGGUGCAGGAGUUGUCAACACUGCUUUCACAGUAGUGUCUUUGUUUGUGGUGGAGCGAGCGGGCAGGAGACCCCUUCACCUAAUUGGUUUGAUGGGAAUGGCAAUUUCAGCUAUUUUCCUGACUGUUGCCAUGGCGCUGUCGGAGCAGUUCAGUUGGAUGUCCUACAUCAGCAUUGUGGCCGUCUUCAGUUUUGUAGCGUUUUUUGAAAUUGGCCCUGGCCCCAUCCCAUGGUUCAUAGUGGCCGAGCUCUUCAGCCAGGGGCCCCGACCUGCUGCCAUUGCAGUUGCUGGUUUCUCCAACUGGUCCGCCAAUUUCUUAGUGGGCAUGUGCUUCCAGUAUGUUGAGCUCCUCUGUGGACCCUAUGUCUUCAUCAUCUUCACCAUCCUGCUGCUCGGCUUCUUCGUCUUCACCUACUUCAAGGUCCCGGAAACCAAGGGUCGCACCUUUGACGAGAUUGCGGCGAGUUUCCGCCAGCCAGCUGGUCACGGUGCUGGGAAGUACUCGGCCGCCGAAGAGUUCAACACCCUCAGGGGGGAUGACCCGGACCUUUAAAGCCAUCACCAUGCUCACACACACUCUAGUUCCUACACGUUACACGUGGGAUACACUUGUAAAACACUAUUCUCAUCAAGUAUUCCAUCAACUAAUGUUAGGGUCAGUACCACAGACUGUAAGAGGUUUAGUCUUUACGCAGACUGCAAUAUAAAGCAGAGUGACACGACAGAGGACAUUGCUGUUCGUUACUGUGGACUCAGUCCGACCCCGUCCAUGUAAAUCAAUCGUCCACACUCACUUUUCAAAGAUCUGAAAAUGCUUCAUGGAAGUAAGUCCGUGUAUGUAAGGAUUUGAACAAUUAGAAUUCAUAGACUAAAAUCAAGUUUUAGAGGCAUAGUUAUGAUUUAAUAUUUAUAUAGGCAUAAUAAGAAAAAAAGAUCUUUUAAAAAAAAAAAAAAGUGCUGCAGGGUAUUCCAAUUCCAGGUUCAAUUGGUGGUGGCACUGUGUGAGCUUUCUUUAUACGACCCUGCUGUGUGGUGAAGAGGAGACUAACCUCCCUCACAGCGAUACAUGAAGCAGAAAUGCCACAUUCAACACACAUUCAUCUUUUGCCAAUUUAUAUAAAUUGUGCCACAUUUGACGAAAACUUGAUGUUUUGACUUUUCCAGAUUUGUAUUUUUUGACACACCACCACGCUCAGACUGAAUGAUGCAAGGUUCAUUUUCACCACCCUCACAGUUUGCACAUGCUGAGUGUAUCUUUACAGUAUUUAUGUGGCGGAGCAAAUCUCCCAACCUUUACUGGGACUCCACAUUAAAACAGUUUCAUAUCACAUUGGCAUACAAUCACCUUCAACUUACAUGGUUUGUUUUCCUUUACCUAAACAAACAGCCGGAAUGAAUAAAUACUUGGUUAAGUUAUGAAUUGAUUUACUUUGUGAAUGUGUAAUUUACUGUUUUUUAUAGAUGGGUUAUAUAGUCACUGAACUAGAGUAACCACAUAUAUUUAGCCAAUAUGUGUAUGAACUUUUGAAUUGAAUGACAAUUGAUCCAAAUGAAGUCAGCGUCCCUCCUAGUAUUUUCACAAUUACAUUUCUAUAUUUAUUGCAUUCUUAUGUGAAUAUUUACAUAGGGUCCAUUCAUUCAUUCAUUCACUCACUCAUUCAUUCAUGUCUCCACAAUAUGGAUAUAUUAUUUUGUUUUUAUGGAAUGAAUGGACUAUGUUGUAUUUGUACUUCAAGACAUUGUUGUGUCCUACAAAUGUGCUGUAAAAUGUGUUAGAAAAUAAAUAAUAUAACAAGCCCAGGAUCCAUUUGAGUAUUUCUAACACAUGUUAGUGUGUAGACUGAUGAUGAGACAACUUUCUUUCUUUCUUUCUUUCUUUUUUUUUUUUUUUUUUUUGCCUCUUUAGAUUAUCGCACCUACUAGAGUCAAAGUUCAAAGUUUUCUUUAAUGAUUUUCUCCAAACCAUCCAAACUCCUUUCAGAUGGAAUGAAAGUCUACUUUGGAGGAUCUACAACAUGAGAAAUAUAUUUUUUUUCCUACUAUACAUUCCACCUGAGUUAUUUCAUAAAUGUGAUGUAAUUAAACUGCUUGAUUGUACAGGAGGACCAAUAUAAUUUUACCAGAGAAUAAGUUCAGCCAAAAUUUAAAAUGGAAAUGAAUAUUAGUUGUAACGGUCACUUUACUGCAGUGGAAGGAACCUUGUAUUUGGACACUUGGACUGGCCGGAUGUAAAUUGGUUUGGUUUGGUUUGUAUGAAUGAAUGAGAUGAACAUUUGUAAUUACGCAUUUUUUUUGCAAGGCACUGAAUCUAAAGAGGAAAGCUCUUUAUGUCUAAGAUCUUAAAAGCAACUUGUAUAUAUGUAUUUAUGUAUGUAUGUGUAUAUGGUAUAUUAAAAACCUCUUAAUUAAUUUAUUGGUCAACUGAUGUUGCUAACUACAAAAUUCCCUUGUUACUAAAAUGUUUCUAAAAGGAAGAAUAAAAAACAUAAAUGACAGUAUUUAAUUAUGUGUAGACUGAAUGUCCUCUGGUAUGAUAACUUAUUUAUUGUAUUAUGUAUUGUAUGUAUUAUGUUAACUUGUUACUAUUACUUAAAACAAUGACAUGGAUUGCAUUGCAGUGUUACAAUUUAUGUUGCUGUUUCCUUGACAAUUUUUUUGUUUGUUUUUUUUGCUCCUUCGUACUUUAUACUUCACUGCUGUAGCUAUUAGACACAUCAAAAAUACAUUGAAUUAUACUACAGUCUA
Mugil cephalus (flathead mullet) is the source of this 3825-nucleotide messenger RNA. Its product is annotated as solute carrier family 2, facilitated glucose transporter member 1-like. NCBI's taxonomy places the organism in Eukaryota, Metazoa, Chordata, Actinopteri, Mugiliformes, Mugilidae. Gene Ontology annotation, cellular component: apical plasma membrane; basolateral plasma membrane. The transcript has 10 exons. Gene Ontology annotation, molecular function: hexose transmembrane transporter activity. The record is from RefSeq and is a predicted model, not a curated record. Bases 152 to 1633 code for a protein of 493 amino acids. Gene Ontology annotation, biological process: monosaccharide transmembrane transport; response to insulin.